AUGUCUUCAACCCGUCCCGUGGUGCCCACCGCACGUGGGCUAGAACUACAGAGCUUGAUUCCUCGCACGCUGUCCGCGCGGGCGUCAACCUCGUCGCUGUUCACACCUCUUCCUGGGGCUGGUUUAGCCGACACGCCUCGCUCUCGGUCUCCGCCUUCGUCGCAGCAGCAGCAACAACAGCCACAACAGGACCGGCAGAAUCAUCCCACGGCCUACCCGCUUAGAGUCCCGAAUCGCCACGGAAGGUCGGACGGCGGUCGAGCUAGUAUACGCCGUUUGGCCGGGGGCGGUAGAGAUGCAUGGAGGACAGCACCGGUGGCGUACAGCGCGGUCGUGAGGGGGACGGGGCGGGAUACCACGGCGCUGAGGGCAGUGUCGGCACGACUUGACGCGGCCUCAACCGCAAUAGAUGCCGUAGAGAUAGGUGUGAGAUCGGCAUCGGAUAGCCUGGAUUCUCUCCUACAGCUGUUGGAAUCCCGGCAUGGACCAGCGGUGUCGCAAACGUCGCUUUCAUCGACCAGUGCUGAGGUGGAUGCGUUCGAGAAUGGAUCUGCUGACCCUGGUCCUUCUUCCCGAGGAAUAGGAGAAGGAGGGCGAGCAGCAGCAUCAUCUGACUCGCAAGCAUCCGCUGGUGCAAUGUCUAUGCGUUCACCGAGGAGUUCAGUUUCACCGCCGGCUGUGUCUCUUCCUACUUCUUCUGGGUUGAUGGUAGGGGCUUCGUCAAGUGAAUCACCACGGGACGAGUUCAAUGUUUCAACCCCACCGCCGCAGCCGAUGGGACCUCCACGGUACGCCAACAGAGACGGUGCACCCAUCGUUGCCCGUGUGCCAGAAGGUGGUGGAGGGUCGCGUGCGGCCAUUAUGCUGAGAAGGGAACAACAAGCAGGUUUGACUGCAUUCAGCAACCCAGAGGCUGGGGAACAUCUUUGUCGGUCGCCUGCUGUCCUGCCGAGGCAAGAUGGUGGAGCACAAGAAGGUUCUGUCGCCACUGGAGACACUUCAAUUGACGAGACGAACGAAGAGCAUAGCACGCGGACGAGGUCAGGUCAACAUUUGACCUCUGCACUUGCGCUACCGCGCCCGGUGUCCUCGCCAGCAGUACAGGAACUUGUUGAGGAGGUCAAUAGUAGUAGGAGGACGGCGGAGCGAGAAACAAGCGAAAGCCAUGGUGUCGGAAUGGCGGGAUCGGCUACCGCGGGACAACACCUUCCCGCAGACAUCGGCAUUGGUGGGACCAUGGAAGCAGCACCUACUGACCUCGCUGCCUUGAGAAUGCUCGGCAGUGAUAGGACUACGUCUCUGAACAGUGUGCCGCGCUCGGUUCGAGAAGCUGGAAGCAGACGGGCGUCUCCGCGCGGGAUGGAAGGAACGGGCAGCGGUGCCGCCUCGUCAACACGUGAGACAUACGCCGGCGAAACCUCCGGCCGCGGCAACGUGGCUCUCCCGGUCCGGGAGCUGAACGGCAUCGACACCGAGCGCGGGAGGCUGAUUUUGGAGAUCGCUCGCCUCCGUGGGCAACAGAAUCAAUCUCUAGUCCACCUCCAUCGCCUCCAACACGAGCAGUUUGUCGUGCGCCAGCGGCAGGUGUCCACCCUAUCCGACAUUGUCAACAGCUUUGGUCGAACCGUGGCGGCGGCGGCCGCGCUCCCUCACGGGGAGGACUCUUCUCUGGGGCGCAUCAGCAGCGACGUUGUGUCCACGCUGCGGCGGAUGCUCCGUCUCUUGUCUGCGACGGUCCCCGCUGCGACUGCCGCACAGUUAGCCCCGGGCAAUUCUCCCGUGCUGACGACGACGUCUUCCGUAUCCGAUGGCACCCCGCCCCCCGCGCCUAACACACCACGUCCCACCGCUGUACGAGAAGGACAGGUAGCCAGCGGCUCCGCCGGCACUUACUCCGUGGGAGGGCGGGUGGCGCUACGGCCCGCCGGAGUGGACCUCACGCAAGAGGUGAUCGAUGCCGCUCUCCAGGCGCUUCCCAGAUUGGCGGCCGCGGCGACAGCGAUAUCGGGUGCAAGCCGCAUGCAAGGAUACCUUGCGGACCUGGCCGGUGGUGGAACAAGCGAUACCGUGGGGCGUGGGAGCGACUACACUGGUCGUUGCUGCUCAAAAGAGACUAUUGCCGCGCUCCCGGAUGCCUCUCAACCCGUGGAGGGAGCUGUUGGAGAAGUUGACGGCGGUGAUGUUCGGGGGUGCGUGAUCUGCCUGUCAGAGAAUGACACGGCGGGGCAGCACCUCUGUCGCCUCCCCUGCAACCACGUCUUCCACAGGGUCUGUGUUGGGAAAUGGCUCUCGAUGCAGGAUUCGUGUCCGACCUGUAGGAGGCAAGUGCCGAACGUCGAAAUUGGCUCCACUCUCGCAACUACGGCGCCCCCCCAUGAAGUGGCGUGAACUUUUACGUUAGCGAUGUGUGUCUCUCUGUGAACGGUAUGCCCAAAGGACUGCAAGUUGAGGCGAUUUUGUUUUGGGCGUCUUCGCGGGCAUUGGCAUGUGUUAACCUGUCUGCGUGUGUAAUUGUACAUCCUUGUUUGCAUAUCUCAACUCAAGUGUGCUCGCGUCUGUGCUCGCGUCUGUGUUUGUACUUUACUGUGUACGUGCUUUGCUAUUCUGUAUGUUGUACCUGGUAGAAUUGGUGAGCUGUCCUGCAUAGCUUCCGUCGGAAUUACGACCUUUGUGUAGAUCAUGUGCAUGUGUGCAUAUGCAUACGCGUACCUGUUUCGGGUGUUCGACGCUCUCCCCACCCCAUGGAGGCCCACAUCCACCUGAUCUUUCAGUUCACUGGUGUUGACCGCGCUACUU
Ectocarpus sp. CCAP 1310/34 is the source of this 2796-nucleotide messenger RNA. The record is from the annotation of a GenBank genome assembly. Lineage: Eukaryota; Phaeophyceae; Ectocarpales; Ectocarpaceae.